GGAGCAGCUCGUGAUAUUGCCAUCAAUCUGCUGGAGGCAUGUGCUGGAAACUUGGAUUUGGCCGUAGGCAUGCACAUGGACAGUGCUGGUGAAGGACCAUCAGGUGCAGAGAGAGAUGAUGGAUUGCAGACUGUUGGUGACGACAGGUGAGCCAGGAUGCGUUUCUCGCUGUGAUAAAAUAAAUGAUUACAAAAUAUAUGCCUUAAAUUCCAGUUCAGAAAACUACAGGGUUUAAUACAAGUGAAUCUAUAUUUCAGUGACAGUGUAAGAGCUCCCAUACCACAGAGAACAGAAUGUUUAGUUGAAGAAGAUGCCAACAAAAUAGGUAAGUGGUAUAGUGAAUAUUGCCAGCUAUCAAAUCAUUUUAAACCGAGCCUUAGGAAAAUUUGGGUUAACUGGCUAUGGCCCAAAAAAUAAUGGCAUCGGCAAUGCCUGAACUUCCCAUCUACUAUUGUUAGUUGGCAAAACAUGCAUUUAAGUAAUGGACUUUACAAGAAUCCCAAUUAUUGUUCCCACUAGUUUCGCAACCACACACUUUUUUUAUGUCACUCAUGGUUCGCAUGGUCUUUGAUGGUUUGGGAAAAAUAAAAUAAAAUUUACAGGGCCCGGAAAGUUUGGGAAAAUUGGCAAAAAACGUCACGGUCUUUGAAAGUUUGGGAAAAAUGAUUUAAAAAAAUUCAAAAGGAAAAAGACCGGUAAAAAAAAAUAAAUCAAAGAAACAACAUGUUUCCAAUUUGACUGUGCGCAUUUCUUAAUGAUCCGUAACCAUGAAAUAAAGAAAUUAGUUCAUUGGUCGGUAGAUUUGUUUAAGCCAAUCAAAUUACUCUUAACCAGUUAGCUAUCAGUCUGGAAAAAGAGAAAUAGUCGAGAAUUUAUUGAAUAAUUUUCCCGUUCGUGAAAACCGGCGUGAUAGGUCUUUAGUAAAAUUUUCCAUAUAGUCUGGAAAUUUUUAAAUUUGUAUAAGAUUAUAAUAAAUUUGGCUUUAAAUUCGAUUAAAACUGACGUUAAUCGCCGAUCUCGUCUAUUUUAGCCUUUCUGUUAUCAAAAAAGAACUUUGCCAAAUACUAGAGUGGUUUCCCUUAACUGCGCAUUUCUACAAGUUUCUAAUACCGUACAACUUCGAUUGACCAGAAAUAUUUAAUUUCUGUUUACAUCGCCGAUCAAGAGAUGUUCGACUGUUUGGGUAAGUAAAGUGUAAAAUAUAGUAAAUAAUUAUUUGAACCUAGUUUACAAUUGUGAUGCAACCAUUCAAAAUAGAAUACUCCUCCCCCAAGCGCUGUUUAAAAUGACUAAGCUAAGCGUACUUUGUUAUGUCUUAUGUCGUAGUCUUCAUAAGUUGAUUUUUAACUGUUUUACCGUAUGCGGGCGACAUGUAUUUUUUUUUUAUUAGCGCUAAGCAGCCUUUAACUUUUAAAAAAAAAAAGACUUUAAGUUCACUUUGCACUUAUUAUGGAGAAGCUAAUUUUUAAAGCUAAUAUGAUCAAGUUAUUUUGUGGUGAUAUUUUUGCGUAGAUUAGUUAGUAAGUUUACCACUGACUUCGGAAAUUCAUUUAAAAGUUAAUAAAAUAAAACUAAAUCUAUUUUUGAUUGGACUUGAUACAUGACAUGACAUCGAUUCAGUGAGCCUAACAUAACUGUAUAUAGUUACUUAGUCCUUAGUUAUAGUCCUUUUUUAUAGCUAUGCACUCCCGUGUUCUGUGUAUACUUUACUGUAUUAUACUUUUACUGAUAAGCCAGUGUUGUAGGCAAGGUUUUUUUUUUUUUGGGGGGGGGGGGGUUGUUCCUUUGGAUACUUCAAAAAAGGGGAGGUGGGGUGGUCAAUGAUGCAUUCCCCUGCGGAAAAUCCUGACUGUGCCGUUUAAUAUCCAUAUCUUAGUAUCUCUUCUGACUCUAUAUUCCUGUAGUUUAGUACGGGUAUAAUAUAGUCUAUGUGGUGUAUGCCUUACUCUAAGUUAUAAACAUAAUAUUCAUAUGAUAAUAUUUUUUUCUUCUUCACAUUUUAUUUUUGUUUCCCUAUUCAGGAUCAUGCCUCAAUAAAAUAAUGCCCAACACACAGUUCCUUUAAAGAAUUAUGGCAUGGUCAGGGCAGAUAUCAUGAUAAUGAUGGAACAAGUCAUCAUUGCUUCACUAUGCUGGAAAUAUUGAUAUCAAGUAUUCAGGGCGAAAAUAUUACAAAAUGUCAGUCAUCUGAUGAGACUUCAGCUUUAUCACCUAUCUUAGGUGUCCAUUUCUGCAACUUCUCAGCCAAGCUCCCAAUGUAUGUGUCAAAAUAUGAAUCCCUCAUUGGAGACAUUUUAUAGACAAGCAAAUGGAUAUUUAUGUUCGCGCCUGGGAUGUAAAUAAAGUUAGUUCAUUUCUCCAUUUAUCUCAUUUUCUGAGACAUGUCACUGCUGCAAGCCUAUCCGAAAAAAUCAGUCCGAUUAUCACAGACCUUGGACACAGGGGAUUUUUACAAAUGACUAUGAAUGGCCCUGCAGUGAACUGGACAUUUUUCAAAGCCUCUGGAAACAACUGGACAGUCAGGACAUUUAAAAUAUUUUGUCUAGGACAUUUCCUCAUUGGUCUGUAGCUAAUGAUUCAUCAUGAUAACGAUGAUUUAACUAUUAAUUUAAAUAAAAAAUUACAUUUGAACACUAAGCUGAUUCAAGUAUAUAUACCACUGUACAUACAUGUGCUAUAUUUCCUAAAAAUAAAGGAUUUCUCUACAUGGAUAAGCUGAAUAUUAUUUAUAUAUUGUAUAUACUUAAGUGUUAUAAAGAUUUUUGAAUCUAUGCUAUUAUUAGGUGAGUUUUUUUUUUUUCUCUCUUUAGUACCUUAUAUAAUAAUAAACACGGUAGGUCUUUGAAUUUUUAAAAAAAGGUCUUUGAAAGUUUGGGAAAAGUUUGUGAAUUUUGGACCUUGAAUUCUGUAUGAACCCUGGACUCUCUGAACUAUAUGAAUUUUCUAAUGUCCCACCCCCUUAUUUACAGCAGAUCUAUAACACUAUAUUUAAAUUUAGUAUAUUUCUGUAAAACAAAAGAAAUACUAUGCUCUUGGAACAUUUUUAAGAAUCUCAUUUAGAACACUUAUCAGGAAUUUUUAUUAACGAAAUGAGCUCCAUUUGGUAGCGCUUGUAACAUCAUGAUAUAGAGAAUUAUUUAUUUUUAUUUUAGCUCUAAGACAAUAAAACUAUUAUCGUUACAUUCAAAAUAACACCAACUAUAGAUUACACUUAAGAUGAAAGAAUUGUGAACCAAUGCUCGAGCUAGCAUGCACUAAAUAUUAAGAGUAACUUGUAAAUAUAGUGAACCAAUAUAAUGCUCGAGCUAGUAUUCACUAGAUAUCGAGAGUACCUUUUAAAAAUAUUGAACCAACACAAUGCUUAAGCUAGCAUUCACAAGAUAUCAAGAGUAUCUUGUAAAUUUGUGUCCCCUGAUCUCUAAAUAGAAUCCAAUUUGAACCUUUUUCAUCUGAUAAUGUCUUUUUACAUUCAAAAAAAAAAAAAAAUUAAAUUUAUUUAGCUGAAGUUUUUAUAAAUGACUAGCUGACUGUUAAUGCUAUUCUGAUUUAUGAACAGGAGCAUGGAGAAUGAGACGGCCUCGGCGACAGGCUCCAUCAGUUUUUGAUGGAUUCAGAGAUUUCCAGGCAGAGGCUUGUAAGUAUUUUGAAAAUUAAGUUGAAGGAUCAAGUACAAUACCAAUGUCAGCUGCUACAUUAUACGAUGUCUCAUUGCAACGCAUUUGGAACAUUUUUUUUUCAAUUCCUUCAAUAUAUUUUUGUGUAACUGCAGGCAUGUCCAAUUUUGUCUGUCAGCUUUCAACUAAACUUACCUAAAUCAGAAUUGUAAUUGUUGAGACUUAGAAAUGUUGUCAUGUUCAUUUUAAUGCAAUUGAGUCUUGACACAUUUUUGUUUUAACUUCUUUUCAUAAAAUUAGACCAGCAUGAUGAAUCUUUGAGAGGAAAAAGACCAUCAAAGAAGAGAAAUUUAGAAGAUUUAUUUCGACCUCCUGUUGAUAUCACCAUAAAGGGAACAUUUCAACAUGUAAGUUUACAUUACAAUUAUAGCAAGCAGUUGUUUUUUUUAUUUCCAUUUCUGAUAACCCAGGUCCUCAAUCUCUUUGUAUGACUUUUUAAAAUUGUACUUUUCUUUCAUAUUAAAGUGGUGUCAAUCUUUAAUAGACCUUGAUUUGCAAAAAAUGUCAACAUUUUAUUUUGAAUAUAUCUAUUUAUGUGUACAAAGAUAUGACACCAUUGUGAACUAGGUAUAGGGAAAUACUUUUAUUUUAAGAGAAUAAAAAAUGAAAUAGUUUAUUAAAAUGGAAUUUUCAUUUUUUGCACAGACAACUAUACAAAUAAGCAGAGAUUUGAUACAUUGUUGAUUUUCAAAUGCCAAUAAUUAAUCUAGGCCAGGGAUGCAGGUUCAGCCCAAAACAAAUGGCUACUUGUCAAUGUCCAGAAUGUCCAGGAGUUUCCAUGUCAACUCCUCAACAGAGAUGUAUGGAGCAACCAAGAUACUCGCAACAUCAUUAAAGAAAGUUUUCUCUUCUGGCAGGUAAUCUGCGUAAUAAAACCAAGUUCCUCUUUGAUAUGUUCUAGUUACUGUAAAGCAGCUAGGAGUGUUAAGUCUAUUUGGUAUGCAGUGGUGAGAAGGAAUAGAAAAUUUUUCUGCGAGUUGAAAAUGGGCUUAAAUAUGCUAAGUCCGUCCACCACCUAACAUAAAAUCUCAAUGAUGACUUAAUACACUUGCAGUAAAUAACAAGAUUGCCUUUACUGUCUUAAAAUAACAUCCAUUUUUGGGAGAGUAAAUACUUGAAAUGAAUGAGUUGACAUUUUAUGUGGUUUACAGGUCUAUAAUGACAGCGAAGAAGGGAAGCGAUUCAUGCAGUUUUACAAGUUGAACCAAUGGCCUUAUGUGGCUGUUAUUGAUCCCUUCACAGGUGGGGUUUAUCAUUUAUUAUCUAUUUGUUUGUAAAUCCAUUGUAUGUACAAUGCCUGUGCAGUCAAAGAAGUAAAAAGUUAAUUAUGAAAAGAAACUGGAAUAGGUUGGUGACAAAUAAUGAUGUCUUCCCAGGUGACCACGGAAGUAUUCCCAAAUGCCACACCAAUUUCAGCUCUUUUUCUUUUCACCACUAAUUUAGCUAAGAAGGUCUACCUCGUUCUUAAGUGCAGCUUCGUGUCCUUUCAACUUUGGCUUUGUUAAAACUAUCCUCUAAUUCAUAUCUACUGUUCUCACCUAGUAGUAUGAAAUGUGUUGGUUUAAAGCCUAGUAAACAGCUGUUAUCAUUGCUGAAUUUAUUAUGCCGUACAAUGAGAGCUCUUGUUUCUGAAUGUGAGAUAUGUGCUUGCUUUUGUUGAAAACAUGAAUAGAAAUAAGUUAUUGCACGUCAGUGGGGAAGGGGGGUGUAAAAUUUCACUAUAUAAUUUAUACACCUGUACAGCACAUUUUGAAAGAGUACCUUAACUUGCGGUAUAUGGCAUGUGAAAUCAAGUUUCCAUGGCCCCAAUAUCCAGAUAAAUAUCAUAUAUACUACAUGGGUGGUGGUGGUUGGGGGGGGGGGUUUAAGGGUUGAAGUACAGUUUACGCCAUAUGUGGUAGUUGCAUUUUCAAAUUCAUUUUGGGCCACUCACCUCAGGCAAAGUAGCUUCAUGGAACUGGUUUGGAAAAGGCAAAAUGGCUAUAAUAUAAAGGACAAAAUGGUCGUAGGAAAUCCUGACCUAAAUCCUUAAUGGCCAAAGAUGGAAGUUAGUGGUCACCUUGGUUUGGGAGGACAAUCUUCUAGAUGAGUUGACACAAAGUGCCCAUUAAGAUCUGGAAUGUCUGCAGAUGAACUGCCAAGGAUACAUUGUUUACUGGGUGCUACUGCCCUCAACAAAUAUAUGGUAGCUGUUAAAUACACAAAAUUCACUCUAUUGUCCGUUGGUCAUUUUUAAAAAUAUCUAAAUAAACUUGCCAGUGAUCUCCAUCUUCCCUGCUUAAACUGCAUCACCAAAUUGAGAAAUUCUUGGAAGCAGAUGUUGUGAGCUGUGCUUGUGACAAUAUUAAUUUGUAGGUUAAUCAAUUGCAGUGAUUUCCUGUAGCAUUGAGCAUUCCAAUCUGUAUUUACAGGGGAGAAUCAAGUUGUGUGGUCAAAGAUAUCAGAUGGGGGUGUCUUCUGUGAGCUAGGUAGGCAGCAUUUUCAUUUUCAUCCUAUUAAGCAGCUCUAUUUUAACUGGUCAUUGGUCAGAUUAGAAAUCCCUGAACCUGAAGUACCAUAAAGUAAACUCAACAAAUAAAGCUUUCAAGUGUUGAAGCGAAUUGCGAUUCAGAGAUGCAGAAUUCUGGUUAGAAUUGCUGCUUUAUAUGUCUUAAUUUCACAUUCGCAAUAAAAAAAAAAAUGUGCAUAUUCCACCAACCACAACCUUUCUGACCAUUUCCAAAUUUCAUCAUAAAAUAAAUGUUUAACCUAACUUCAACAGAAACAGACAGACGAAAUCAUUGUUAAUAUUUUGUUUAGCUUUGAAUGUUUAAGUUCAAGACAAAUCAAUUUAAUAAUCUUUUUUAAAUUGAUUUCAACAGACUUAUUUCAUCACCUGGUGACUUUAAUCUGAAAUAGCAUAGAAAAGGUUAAAUCUGGUUUAUGUGGUUUUGUUUGGGACAUUAAACAAUAUAUUUACUAUAGAAGUAUUUGUUGUCCGGGUGGUUUAAAUUUGAAUAUUCUUUCCCCGGUAUGGGUGUAUGUACACUUUUGCCAGGACCUGCUCAUGUCUGCUCCAGAUAAUAAAGAAAAAGAGUAAAUUAAAAUGAGCUGAAUUUAUGUUUACUUUUAUAGUUGAGUUAAUUGAUUAAUUUUUUGGUAUGACAGCUAAAGACUUCCUAGCAUCCAAUCCAGUACCAGACUCAAGCAUUGCUUCCCCUGCAGGCAAAAGACAUAAGCGGGUUAGUUGUAAUAAUGAAGUCUAUAGAGAUUUCUUUCCUGUUUCAUUUUAAACAGUGCAUUGAUUUUAAAUAAUAGAAAAUUGUCAUGCUUUAUGAGACAUCUAAUGAUAAUGCCAUUAGGUGUGUGCAUUCAGGCAAACUUUGUAUGUGUGACUUUUUUUAAUGUCUUCAUUAUUAUGGUUGCAAAAAGGUUUUAAGAUUAGAUAUUUGUUAAUAACUCUGUAUAGAAUUUUAAAAAACAUCUUGAUAUAUGAGUGUUGUUUGUUGUUGUUUCAGGAGCCAUCUAUUGUUGAUGCCACAGAACAAGAACAAAUGGAAGCAGCUAUCCAGGCAUCACUGUUUGACAUCCAAGCCAAACCAAGCUCCCCUCAGUACGUGCAGGACUCCGACUCGGAGGCAGACCUGUUAGAUUCUGACCCAGAGACAUUUUCUGAUUCAGAUGAUGUCAUUGUGGAAUCCCCCCCUGGGUCAUCCAAUGGUCACAUCAUCUCCAAAUCCAGGCACACCACCUCCAGGCACACCGUGUCAGCCAACAAAGAAAAGUUCAUUCCCAAACAUGAGCGCUUGAAGCCGUCUCUGACUUCAUCCUCCAACAGACCCGCAUCAUCAUCUUUUCAUCCUUCACCUUCGUCAUCUUCUCAGUCAUUGUCAGCCACAUCGUCAUCACCCAUUUCAAUGAGUCACCUCUCCAGAUUCAGCUCCGCAAAUGGUGCAGAUGUUAGUAUAGUACACCAAGGCCACGGGGGGCCCAGCUCAAGUGCCAGGCCCAAUAUUUGGGCAGGACCAAAUACCUCACACCCCGGGCGUGAUAGCCCACUAGAAGUGAACAUAGAGAAUUCACUGAUUGACAUGAUAGGGAGUCGAGAGGCUGAGGUGUGCACACCAGAUGUUUGCACACUGGACGAGUCCCCUUCCAAUUCACAACCACCAUUAGAAUGUGUGGAAGGUGCAGCAGGACAAAGUGCUGAUGCUGAAGCAAGUGAAACUUGGAGAUUAUAUUGUGGAGAUCCAUUGGGUAAAUAAGUAAAUUCCAGUAUUUCUAUAAACAAUAAAAACAAUUUAAAAAAAAAAUUUUUUUUAGAUUAUAAAAUAUUAUUUUGCAGAUAAAAUAUGUUUGAUUUCUCAAAGGCAUUGACUGUGCAUUAAAUUUUAAAAAUUUCAAUGGUAAAUUUAAAAAGGUGACAUUUUCUUUACUGUGUCGAUAUUGUAUAAUAUUUCGAUAUGUUUUUAAAUAUGUUUCUUGUAUAAAAUUAUCUAAAUUUGUGAUUAACUCUGACCCUGGCAGAUCCAGUUAGCAAGAUCAUGAUAAGAUAUCCAGAGAACAAGAGAGAACAAAUUGUUUUACCUCAUUCCUCAAAGUUGAAGGUAACUGCUUAGAAUCUGUGUGCAUUCAAUGGUGAACUGCAUUAUGUCAAAUGUAACAGGCUUUUGAAUUAGAGUUUUACUUGAACCAACCUGAGAGAGAACCAACCUCUUGUAAUGAGAUCUAUAUAAGAAAUGAUGACACAUUAUGUUUUCAUUUUUAAAUCCAGUUACUGCACCUGCACAGGCCCUGUAAGGUGAUGGAAGCUUCACUAGAAAUUUUGUCAGCUGUCUUAGCAUUCAUGUGUCAAAGUUUUCUUAAUUGAUAUUUUUUUUUUAGACCAUUUCAAAUUUCACAGUGCUUAGGAGCAGUUUUAGCAUUUUAAAAGUCUACAGGAACCUCAAAACUUUGAGAGGAUUCAGAGAGACACUGCUGCUCAGGUUUUAAAGUAGAUGAUGGUUUGACUAAUAGGAAUUUUAACUUGUGAAUGAAUGCAAAGAAAUUGCAUUGUUUCUAAUAUCCUCUCUGUGUUUAAGCAAAUAUUUUUAGUAUAUUAUGUCAUUUUGUAGGCUUCAGUAGAACUGUGUGCCUCUUAAACACUAAAUAAAUUAUUCAUUGUGUCAUCUUUUAGGCUUUAAUAGAACUGUGUGCCACCAAGGGCUAUCCCCCUGACAAGUACGAGUUGGUGACAAACUACCCACGUCGCAAGCUCUCCCAGAUGGAUGCAGGUACAACACUGAAAGAUGCCGGCCUUUACCCACAAGAAACUAUUUUUGUUCAAGAUUUAUAACAGGGAAAGUCUAUAUCGUGUUAAUUCUAUAUCAUGUUAUGUCUAUAUCAGUGACAUUUUCUUAGCUGUUUCAAAAUUUGACACUGUCCGCUCAUGGCCAUUUAGUUUAAAUGUUGACAUUCAUGUGUCACUUGUUAGGUACCCUUAUUGAAAGGAUGAAACUUAACUGUUAGAUAAACAAUUUUUUUAUUUAAACAAUUUUUUGUUUAAUUAGUGGUUGAGGAUUCUUGUUUUGAAGGUCAUUGUCUAAAUAAAUUUUAAGUCAUAGCCUAAGCAAAAAUAGCUAUCAAGACAGCCUAGAGAAAUUAAUAGGUACAGAUAACUGCAGAAUUAGAUCUAAGGGUGUGUCUGGGGCGUGGGCAUAAUCUCUUCUGUGAAAGUCGGAAAUCCAACCCAAAACCAAUGUACUGUAAAACCCUAAAUUCUUUUUACAAAAUGCUGUCAUGAUACCAAUGUUAAAAAUGGAAAGGAUGCGGGGAUGCUUAAAGCUACCCACACUUGAUGACGUAAGCCUAAACUUUCUACCAAAAACGGCAGACGUCAUCAACUCCCUGUAUUCAAACAGCUGCGGAGAGUGUAAACUCUUCACUAUGGCCGCAGGCCGAAGGGCACCUGCCCAAAUUAUCACUUUAUUUGAAUAAUGAUUUAAGGUCAAAGUUCACCAAUGCACAACAUAUGUGUACUUUGGGAGCAAUCACCAGCAGCAUUAUUUGCUUGUACUAUAUAAUACAUUUAAAACUGCAGAUAUUGGAUGUUAGCACUUGUAUAACAUUAGUACAACUAGUAAGUCAGCCCUUGCCACUUAAGUCCAUGACAAUAUGAAAUGAAUACCUUGGUUAUAAUGGAAGAAAUUAACUUUAUUUUAACAGGAUAGAUUCAUAAAUGUAUAACAGUAACUUUUCAUUAAAUUAAUCUUUUAACUUAAUUAAUCACAUUGCAAUACAUGCUGGU
Messenger RNA from Lymnaea stagnalis (great pond snail), 9939 nucleotides. Lineage: Eukaryota; Metazoa; Mollusca; Gastropoda; Lymnaeidae. The record is from the annotation of a GenBank genome assembly.